Cricetulus griseus (Chinese hamster) is the source of this 4464-nucleotide messenger RNA. Lineage: Eukaryota; Metazoa; Chordata; Mammalia; Rodentia; Cricetidae. The record is from RefSeq and is a predicted model, not a curated record.
GCUGGGACAUACAUUGUACCCUGAGGCUGGAGCCUCUUAUGUUCUGGGAGGAUGGGAACCUGCCCUUCAGGAGGGGUCUCCACCAGGAGAAAGCUCAGGCCUGGUGCCACAUUAACCUGGUUGGGUCUCAGUUGGCCACCUGUGAGAUGGGAGCACUUUCAAGGAAGGAGGAUGGAGGCAGAUGGUCGGAUUCAUCUUUCUAGAGGGGAACGGAGGAGUCAGAGGUGGACCCCCUCCCUGGCCCAAGGGGCAGCCCUAGAACCUGGACAGGGACUGGCGUUUGUGAGGGGUGGUCUUUGAGACCAACCUGAAACCACAUCCCUCCCCCUUAUCCCAUUUUCCUUCUCUACUUCCUGUUUGGCUGAUCCUGCUGUCCUCAGUGGCUGACUACCUGCAUACUUCCCAGCAAAUGUACGUGGUCUCUGCAUGCGCUGAAAAUGAAUUUAGGGCUGGCCUGAUGCUUGCAGUCCCUGCCCUCCAUAGGCAGAAGCUGGAGCCUCCCACAAGUUCAAGGCCAGCCUGUGUCACAUAGUGAGCCACUGUUUCGCCUCUUGAUACAUUUUAAUAAAGCUGCCUCUCUCCUCCUCACUCUGCCCCUCUGGUCCCAGUCUCUGGUUAAAGACAAUCAGGUCAAAGCUGGUGUGGCCAGUUGCCUCAGUUUCCGUGUCUGGAAGAUAGUGCUAGCCAUCGGACAGAAUACGGAGGCUAAGAACACUGAGUGGCCUGUGCAGCCAUGACAGGCUGAACCAGGAUCUGAACAGAGGCAGAGGCUCUGCAGAUGCGGAUGUCGAGGCCCAGAGAAGGGGAGCAACUCGCCUAGGGACACCCAGUGGGAGAGGUGGAGCAGGGUCUCUAGGCUAAGACCCCGGACGCCACAGCUGGUGUUUUUGCCCAGUCCCCAGGCUGCUCCCCAGAUCCACUGGGGUAGCCCUGCUGCCCACCAGCCAGGAUCAUGGGCAGCAACAAGAGCAAGCCCAAAGAUGCCAGCCAGAGGCGCCGCAGCCUGGAGCCCGCCGAGAACGUGCACGGGGCCGGGGGAGCCUUCCCGGCUUCGCAGACACCUAGCAAGCCCGCCUCCGCCGACGGCCACCGAGGGCCCAGCGCCGCCUUCGUGGCCACCACGGCCGCUGAGUCCAAGCUCUUCGGAGGCUUCAACUCUUCGGACACGGUCACCUCCCCGCAGAGGGCCGGGCCUCUGGCAGGUGGGGUGACCACCUUUGUGGCCCUCUAUGACUAUGAGUCAAGGACAGAGACUGACCUGUCCUUCAAGAAAGGAGAGCGGCUACAGAUUGUCAACAACACAGAGGGAGACUGGUGGCUGGCACACUCGCUGAGCACGGGACAGACCGGUUACAUCCCUAGCAACUAUGUGGCACCCUCCGACUCCAUCCAGGCUGAGGAGUGGUACUUUGGCAAGAUCACUAGACGGGAGUCAGAGCGGCUACUGCUCAAUGCUGAGAACCCAAGAGGGACCUUCCUUGUGAGGGAGAGUGAGACAACGAAAGGUAAGGGACACAUCAGCAGGGUGCCACAGACGUCUCCUUCCUGCCUGCCCACAGGUGCCUACUGCCUUUCUGUAUCCGACUUCGACAAUGCCAAGGGCCUCAAUGUGAAACACUAUAAGAUCCGAAAACUGGACAGCGGUGGCUUCUACAUCACCUCCCGCACCCAGUUCAACAGCCUGCAGCAGCUAGUGGCUUACUACUCCAAGCAUGCUGAUGGCCUGUGCCACCGCCUCACUACCGUGUGCCCCACGUCCAAGCCUCAGACCCAGGGCCUGGCCAAGGAUGCCUGGGAGAUCCCCCGGGAGUCCUUGCGUCUGGAGGUCAAGUUGGGCCAAGGCUGCUUCGGAGAGGUGUGGAUGGGGACCUGGAAUGGCACCACGAGGGUUGCCAUCAAAACCCUGAAGCCGGGCACCAUGUCUCCAGAGGCCUUCCUGCAGGAGGCCCAAGUCAUGAAGAAACUGAGGCAUGAGAAACUGGUGCAGCUGUAUGCGGUGGUGUCGGAGGAACCCAUUUACAUCGUGACAGAGUACAUGAGCAAGGGUAGUCUGCUGGACUUUCUCAAGGGGGAAACCGGCAAAUACCUGCGGCUACCGCAGCUGGUGGACAUGGCUGCUCAGAUCGCCUCUGGUAUGGCCUAUGUGGAACGGAUGAACUAUGUGCACAGGGACCUCCGAGCUGCCAAUAUCCUGGUUGGGGAGAAUCUGGUGUGUAAGGUGGCUGACUUUGGUCUGGCCCGGCUCAUAGAAGACAACGAAUACACAGCCCGGCAAGGUGCCAAAUUCCCCAUCAAGUGGACUGCUCCCGAAGCUGCUCUGUACGGCAGGUUCACUAUCAAGUCAGAUGUGUGGUCCUUUGGGAUCCUGCUGACCGAGCUCACCACGAAGGGACGGGUGCCCUAUCCUGGGAUGGUGAACCGUGAGGUGCUGGACCAGGUGGAGCGGGGCUACCGGAUGCCUUGCCCCCCGGAGUGCCCUGAGUCCCUGCAUGACCUCAUGUGCCAGUGCUGGCGGAAGGAGCCUGAGGAGCGGCCCACCUUCGAGUACCUGCAGGCCUUCCUGGAGGACUACUUCACAUCCACCGAGCCGCAGUACCAGCCUGGGGAGAACCUAUAGGAACUGUGUGCACAGGUCGCCCUCAGCUUCUGGGUGUGGCCUCUGGUGCACCUGCCUCCCUUCACCCUGUCUCUGGGGCUGAGUUGCCUCAGUGAUGCCCUUCUGGAGCAUGGAAGGGCUUCAGGGACUGGGGCAGCCUGGAAGGACAGGUUGAGGCUGGUAGAGUGACUGCCCCGUAGCCUGCCCUGGCCACAGGCCCACUCUGCAUUCUCUCUGGCGUCAACCUACUUCUCACAGGAGACACUGGGUGAAGAGCAGUGCUGGGGGUGGUUUUCCAACCUCAACCCACCCCACUCACCUGGUCCCUCCCCCUUUCUUCACCCUGGGUUUGUUUCAAGUUGGCCAAAGAGCCUUUCCAAAGAAGAAUGAGGCCCAGCCCUUGGCCUGCGUACACUUCCUGCCCCUGGCCAUCCUUGUUGGAGGCUUCUGGGUAGAACACAGGGUCUGGAACCAUCUUCUGUGGCUCUCAGGCUAGACAGCCCAAGGCCUAACAUUCGGUGGGAUAAGAGUCAGAGUGAGCACUCCUUCAACCCUAUCCUCCACAUGGGACCCUUGGCAAUCACUAACACAUUGCCCUCAUGUCUCUGUUGGAAAAACUGAUUCCAGGAGGGGCUGUGACUUGCCCAAGACCACGGGCAGUUCAGGGUUGAGGUGGGUUAGCACCUGGUGCUCCCUCUGUCUUCCUCAGGAACUAAUGAAAACUGUCCUUAAAGGCAAUGGACAGGCUGGGGCCGGAGAAUGGGUUAAAGGUGGCAGAAUUCUGAUGCCACUGAUGCUCAUGGGUGAGCCAGGAACGAAGGGCAGAAAGUGACGGUGUGGACCAGGCUCAGUGACAAUGUGGGUGGGCUUUGACCUUAAGAGCCAGCCAUGAAAUGGAGUGAGCUCCCAUACUGCAGAGGCAGUCGAGUACACGUGGAAGAACUAAGGAGCCGGAGCCCUAGUUCUCCUCGUUUGGUCCCAAUCAUUUCAACACCUGCCUCCUGCUCUCCGCCCUCAGCUCGUGGGGGAGUUCCUUGGCCAGGGAAAGGAGGGCAAGAAUCCUCACUGCUGUGUUCCAGCACUGGCCCUGCCCUCUCUCUGAGCUACAGUCUCUGCCCCCUGUGGCUGUGGCCCCUGCCAUUGCUCAGCCCCUGUAUAGAUCACAGCUGGGCCCCGGGACAGUAGUCAACUGACUGCUUGGUCCCUGACUCUUCCGCCCAGCCUUGGGGUAUGUGGUGGCUUCUCUCUGCCUCAGUGUCCCCAUCUAUAAGGUGGGUAGUUGAUGAUUUGUGGCAUCUCAACUGAGGGCCCCUGUGUGUAUGUGUGUGUAUACAUGUGCCUGUGUGUCUUCCUUUGUGUCCAUAUUUAACAUGUAAAAACACCCUCACUCUCUCCCAGAUAUGACCAUUUCACCCACUGCCCCAUCACAGCAAUAAUGUCCCCACUGCCGGGGCUUUGAGCCAGCCAGGCCCUGCUUGUAGGGAAGGAGGCCAAGCUUGGCCUGCCCUGACAUUUCCACUUUCCUCUCAUUGUCUCUCGCCCAAGUUUUCCCAUCCACCUGGCAAGUCUGAGCUUGCCACCCCGUUCUCCCCACCCAACUACUCAAGGACCUUUGUAUAUGGUGGCCUCAAUUGUCCUGUUCUCUCUCUCUCUCUCUCUCUCUCUCUCUCUCUCUCUCUCUCUCUUCUCUCUCUCUCUUUCACAGUGUUUUGUAGAUUUCAGAUGACUAUGCAGAGGCCUUGGGGACCCUCCAGCUCUGGGCAGGGCCUGGGGAUCCCACAUUCCAUGGCCCAGGCUCGGGAGGAGGGGGACCCAGAACUGGUUGUACAUACUUUGCAUACUGUCUGAUUAAACACAAACAGACCUCA